This is a messenger RNA of Diversispora eburnea, 1644 nucleotides long. The record is from the annotation of a GenBank genome assembly. NCBI's taxonomy places the organism in Eukaryota, Fungi, Glomeromycota, Glomeromycetes, Diversisporales, Diversisporaceae.
AUGCUCAACGAAGUACCAGGAAUGAAAGUAUUGCUUCUUGAUGCCGAAACGACACCGAUUAUUUCCAAUGUAAUGACUCAAUCUAGUCUCCUUUCACAUGAAACUUACCUAGUUGAUCGCAUUGAUAAUCGAAACCGGGAUAGAAUGCGACACCUAAAGUGUAUUUGUUUUCUUCGACCAACAAGUGAAACUUUGCAAUUAUUAGUUGAAGAACUUAGAGAUCCUCGAUAUGGGGAUUAUUAUUUAUCCGAAGUAGAUGAACAUGAAGCAGUUAGCGAAGUGCAGGAAUAUUUCGCAGAUUAUUGUGCCAUUAAUCCGGAUUUUUAUUCUUUAAAUCUUUCAUUACCACUUUAUGGGGAUUCAUUAAAUACAUGGGAUGGUAAAACGUUACAACGAACGGUGGAAGGUGUAUUGGCUAUCUUGCUUUCAUUGAAGAAAAAACCAUUAAUUCGAUAUGAAAAGAUGAGUGUAAUGGCUAAAAGACUUGCCACGGAAAUUAAAGAUCAUAUUCAACAAGAGUCGCAACUCUUCUAUUAUCGUAAAACCGAUACUCCACCUAUAUUGUUAAUUCUCGAUCGUCGUAAUGAUCCGGUGACACCUCUUUUAUCACAAUGGACUUAUCAAGCCAUGGUACAUGAAUUAUUAGGAAUUCAUAAUGGCAGAGUUGAUUUAUCAGAUGUUCCGGAUAUUCGACCUGAAUUAAAAGAAAUCGUUCUUUCUCAAGAUACGGAUCCAUUUUAUAAAAAAAAUAUGGAUUUAAAUUUAGGAGAUUUGGGAGCCAAUAUUAAAUCAUACGUUGAAGAAUAUCAAAGUAAAACAAAAUCUAAAGUAGGAAUUGAAUCAAUUGCUGAUAUGAAACGAUUUAUGGAAGAAUAUCCGGAAUUUAGAAAAAUAUCAGGAAACGUUAGUAAACAUGUAACUUUAGUUAGUGAGUUAAGUCGAUUGGUGGAAAAAGAGAAUUUAUUAGAAGUUAGUGAAUUGGAACAAAGUUUAGCAUGUUAUGAACAACAUGCAAGUGAUUUAAAGAAUUUACAAAGACUUAUUGCAAGUUCAAAGGUUUCAGAUAAUAGUAAAAUUCGAUUGGUUUUACUUUAUUCAUUGAGAUAUGAAAAGUCACCAAGUAAUUCAAUUACUUCCUUAAUUGAUGAAUUACAUCGUCAUGGGGUCAGUCAACAAAAAAUAUCGUUGAUCGCAUCAAUGAUUCAAUUUGCUGGAACCGAUAUACGUCAAGAUGAUUUAUUUUCUAAUGAAAGUUUCUUAGCCAGAGGAAAAAAUGCAAUAAUCAAAGGAUUAAAGGGUGUAGAGAAUGUAUACACUCAACAUUCACCACAUUUAAGACAAACUAUCGAAUUACUACUUAAAUGUAAAUUAAAAGAAACUAGUUAUCCAUUUAUUGAAGGUGGAACCAAAGACAGACCCCAAGAUAUUAUAAUUUUCAUGGUUGGAGGUGCAACUUAUGAAGAAGCUCGAUAUGUCGCUCAAGUAAAUUCCACAACUCCAGGGGUUAGGAUUGUUUUAGGAGGAACCACAGUGCAUAACAGUCAAAGGUUCCAACUAACAGGAGCUACGGGUACGAGACCAACAAGAUUUGGAGGAGGUGGAAGUGGAGGAAUGAAGGAUGAAAUGUUUAAUACAAAUAAAUAG